ACCUUAAAACAUAUAGAGACACUGUGGAUUGUUGCCACGUCGCUUAUUAAUAUCAGAAACGCCGUCUGAUGUUAGCACAGCUAUCAGAUACGGCGUGAAAUCUCGAUCGACGAGAAACGCCGGUGGUCGCUUCUCCGUCGCAGAGGGAGCCGUUUAAAGGCAUGGAGAGAAGGAAGGAUAAGCGAAUUAGUUCAGAGGAUCCCGAUGAGUCAGAUCGGGUAAGAUCUGUCAAGGAACGUAAGACGAGGAAGAAAGACAAGGAUCCUGUGAGCAUAGGUUCUUCGAAUUCAGGCCGAACCGGAAGAGGAAGAAGAGGAAAGAAAUUCGAUGGUGGAGAGGUUUCGAAGCGAUCUACUACUACUCAAAGAGACGAGGUUAACUCUGAUGGGACCAGAACCUAUGUGGGUUUGACUUGUCAUCAUUGUAAGAACUUGACGAGUAAGAUUGAUCUUAUCUUCUGUUCAAAGUGUAAGAAGAAGUGCUAUUGCUAUGAGUGCAUCAAGAGAUGGUAUCCAGAGAGAACGAGUGAUGAAGUUAGAGCUUUAUGUCCGUUCUGUAAGGGGAAUUGCAAUUGCAGAGCUUGUUUGCGUCUCCCUUUGGCUGUGAAGCUACAAAGUAAAAAAGACGCCAAUGUCAAGCUCAAGCAGUUGCAGUACCUAUUAGUUAAAGUUCUUCCAGUUCUUAGGGAUAUCUAUGCAGAGCAGAACCGUGAACUAGAGGUUGAAACAACAAUUAGAGGAGUCCCCGUGACAGAAUCUGAUAUUACUUGGUGCAAACUUGACCCCAGUGAACGCAUAUACUGUGACCUCUGCAGCACAUCCAUUGCCAAUUUUUACAGAAGCUGUCCAAACCCAGAUUGUUCAUGCGAUAUAUGUCUCUCGUGCUGCAAUGAGUUAAGAGAUGGCUUCCACGAUCAAGAGAAAAAUGGGAAAAGAAAUGCAGGUCAAGGAAAAGAUUGCAAAGCCAAUGUCCCUUUGGAUUUCUCUAAUUGGAAGCUUAACUCAAACGGUAGCAUUCCAUGCCCUCCAAAAGAGUGUGGUGGUUGUGGUACUUCAACACUGGAGUUGAGACGCUUGUCCGAAUGCGAUUGGGUUGAAAAACUGAUAACGGUUGCAGAGGAAGUUACUCUGCAGUUUAGGCCACCAGAUGUAGAUAUUGCUCAUGAAUGUUCCUCAUGCAUUGCCAAUUCUGAUCACAUUAGAAGGCAGGCAGCGUUUAGGAAGAAUGCUCAUGAUAACUUCUUGUACUCCCCAAAUGCUGUUGAUCUGGCUGAAGAAGAUAUUGCUCAUUUUCAGUCCCAUUGGCUGAGGGCGGAACCUGUUAUUGUCAGAAAUGUACUUGAGAAGACAUCUGGACUAAGUUGGGAACCAAUGGUUAUGUGGAGAGCUUGUAGGGAAAUUGAUCCAAAGGUUGGAUGUAAAGAAGAGGCGAAAACUGUGAAAGCUUUGGAUUGUUUGGACUGGAACGAGGUUGAAAUCAAUAUUCACCAGUUUUUUAAAGGCUACUUAGAAGGCCGCAUGCAUAACAGUGGUUGGCCAGAAAUGUUGAAAUUGAAGGAUUGGCCUCCAUCAACUCUAUUCGAAAAGCGCCUUCCAAGGCAUAAUGCUGAGUUUAUUGCUGCAUUGCCUUUCUUUGAUUACACUGACCCAAAGUCUGGUAUCCUAAAUCUCGUAACAAGACUUCCAAAAGAAUUCCUGAAGCCAGAUCUUGGACCCAAGACAUACAUUGCAUACGGUUUCCCUGAAGAGCUUCAUAGAGGAGAUUCUGUGACAAAGCUACAUUGUGAUAUUUCUGAUGCGGUCAAUGUGCUGACACACACAGCUAAAGUGGAAAUAUCUUCCCGCCAAUACCAAAGUAUAAAAGUAGAACGGAAAAAACAUGCAGAAGCCAAGUUGACUAAACAGUACGGUGGCCAACGAACAGAAGCCAGCGAACUUGAAAACAAGUCACUGAAAGAAGUGGAUGGGAAAGCUUUAAAGGAAUGCAGUGGUACUUUGGGAGAACAGGUUUUAAAGGACAAGGCAGCUAACGAAGAACUAUCAAAUAGCAGCUCGAGACCGCCCGGCUCACAAGAAGUUGAUGAAUUGUGUGUUUCAAAAGAUGACUUUACUAACACUGGAAGAGCUGACCCUAUGGAAGAGUCUUCUAGUUCAUAUUCUUGCACUACUGCUAUGGAGUCAGGUCAUGAUCCAAAGGUGGAUGCGAGUUUAAUCCCCCAGAAGAAUGUGUCGCCGACUAACGAAUCAAUUGCUGAGGAGAAUCAUAAUGAUAUCUGUUUGAAGACAGAGACAUUAUCUCCAAACAAAAGCGAAGAUGAUUCCUCGGUGGAGAAUGGACUGAUGAUGCCAACACUUCCUUCAAUUGCUGAGGAGAAUCAUAAUGAUAUCUGUUUGAAGACAGAGAGAUUAUCUCCAAACAAAAGCGAAGAUGAUUCCUCGGUGGAGAAUGGACUGAUGAUGCCAACACUUCCUUCAAUUGCUGAGGAGAAUCAUAAUGACAUCUGUUUAAAGACAGAGAGAUUAUCUCCAAAUUACCAAAGAGAAGAUGAUCCGUCGGUGGAGAAUGGGCUAAUGAUGCCAACAAUUCCUUCAACUCCUCCUCCGUGUGACAAAGAGGAUAGUCUCCCACAGCCAACUGCGAUAUCCAUACCAGAGGAGAAACUAGAAACUCCGAAGGAAACUGAUAUGCAUGGUGGUGCCAUCUGGGACAUCUUUCGAAGAGAGGAUGUUCCAAAACUUAUUGAGUAUUUGAAAAGGCACAAGCAUGAGUUUCGUCACAUCAAUAACCAACCUGUGAAUUCUGUUGUUCACCCGAUUCAUGACCAGACUUUGUUCUUGAAUGAAAGCCAGAAGAAACAGCUGAAGGAGGAAUUCGAUAUAGAACCAUGGACCUUUGAGCAACACCUCGGCGAAGCUGUUUUUAUCCCUGCAGGUUGUCCUCACCAAGUGAGGAAUAGACAGUCUUGCAUAAAGGUGGCUCUAGAUUUUGUUGCUCCUGAAAGCGUAGAGGAAUGCCUUAGGCUAACACAAGAGUUUCGGAGAUUGCCAAAAGACCACAGAUCCAACGAAGAUAAGUUAGAGGUUAAGAAAAUAGUGCUACAUGCUGCGAGCUCAGCCAUAAGAGAGGCAAAAGAUAUAAUGCAAAAGCCCAAUGACACAGUGAAGCUACCAGAAGACGCCUUGGUUUGCUCUUCUAAUUAGACAUCAAGCUCUACAUUGUAAGGUUUGGUUUGUACUCUGUAACAUUAUUGUAGUUGUAAACUAUUCCUUCGCAUUUAGAAUCAACGUGUUGCUUUAGAUACUCUGGUUCGUACAAGAUCUUUCUAAAAUCAAGCUA
Eutrema salsugineum is the source of this 3336-nucleotide messenger RNA. Its product is annotated as lysine-specific demethylase JMJ25. The transcript is spliced from 13 exons. NCBI's taxonomy places the organism in Eukaryota, Viridiplantae, Streptophyta, Magnoliopsida, Brassicales, Brassicaceae. Gene Ontology annotation, cellular component: chromatin; histone deacetylase complex. Bases 162 to 3200 code for a protein of 1012 amino acids. Gene Ontology annotation, molecular function: histone H3K9 demethylase activity; chromatin DNA binding; transcription coregulator activity. The record is from RefSeq and is a predicted model, not a curated record. Gene Ontology annotation, biological process: regulation of transcription by RNA polymerase II.